Knipowitschia caucasica is the source of this 519-nucleotide messenger RNA. The record is from the annotation of a GenBank genome assembly. Lineage: Eukaryota; Metazoa; Chordata; Actinopteri; Gobiiformes; Gobiidae.
AUGGAGAAGGAGAAGAAGAACAAGGAGAAGAAGGAGGAGAAGGAGAAGAAGAACAUGGAGAAGGAGAAAAAGAACAAGGAGAAGGAGAAGGAGAAGAAGAACAAGGAGGAAGGAGAGGAGAAGAAGGAGAAGGAGAAGGAGAAGGAGAAGGAGAAGAAGGAGAAGGAGAAGAAGAACAAGGAGAAGAAGGAGGAGAAGGAGAAGAAGAACAUGGAGAAGGAGAAGAAGAACAAGGAGAAGAAGGAGGAGAAGGAGAAGAAGAACAUGGAGAAGGAGAAAAAGAACAAGGAGAAGGAGAAGGAGAAGAAGAACAAGGAGAAGGAGAGGAGAAGAAGGAGAAGGAGAAGGAGAAGAAGGAGAAGGAGAAGGAGAACAAGGAGAAGGAGAAGAAGAGUCUCUUCUGGGACCGCUCCUGGAGGGUACAGGACCCCCCCCUCCCAUACAGUACCAGAGAGAGGCCAGGGCUGGUCUGAGGGUGGGGUUGCCCCCGGUUACCGCCUCAUCACACGGCCCAGUUAG